UCCCGCCGCGUCUAGCCGCUUUGACUCACAUUCGAUAUUCGCGAAUACACGCUUUUAUAAACACGUAAACAUUUGACGACUGUUUUUGAGUUUUACAGCUCCGUAUCUCCAUGAUUGAAAUACAACAUGUCUUCCAUAUUGUGACAGCGUAAAAUUCAAAUGGCGCGAGCAACUGACGCUCUAUUAUUUGAAUUUCGAAUAAGUUUUUGAAUAUUAAUGACGCACGCAUCCCCAGACGAGUGAUUCCCGCGGUUUGUAUCAUGCGUGCGUGAAGGUCACCGAUUGCGUCGCGUCGCUUGGCAAACUGCGCGGGCGCGUCGUGUCGACGCGAAGUCAGUUAGAGAGCGGAGCACUGAGGACAUGACCGUGUUAUGGAUUACCAAUGCGUUGUCGUGUAUACGGUCAUCAAUAUCGCACCGCCAAAACUCGCGUCCGAAACAGCGUCAUUCUCUGAUGGCUGCGUCGACUGGAUUAAAAAUAAAAUCAAAAGAGCGGUAGCAGUAUAUCUCCAAUCGCUGAAGCUUACUCCAAACAAUGGGAUUAUAUACGGAAAUUUGGCAUGUCUAUAUUACAAACAAGGUUUCAUUGACUUAGCUAUAGAUACCUAUAGACGCGCCAUUGAAUUACAUCCCAAUUUCCCUGACGCUUACUGCAAUUUAGCUAAUGCACUGAAAGAAAAAGGCCUCGUUAAUGAAGCAGAAGAAUGCUACAGCAAGGCGUUACAUUUGUGCCCUUCGCAUGUCGAUUCACUUAAUAACCUCGGAAAUGUUAAAAGAGAACUGGGGAAAAUCGAAGAAGCCACUAAGUUGUACAUGAAAGCGUUGGAGGUUUUCCCUAAUUUUGCUGUCACUCAUAGCAACUUAGCAUCUCUUUUGCAACAACAAGGAAAAUACUACGAAGCGCUAAUGCAUUAUGAACAAGCAAUUAAUAUUCAACCAAAGUUUGCGGAUGCCUACAGCAAUAUGGGAAACACGUUACGUGAAUUACAAGAUGUAUCGGGGGCUUUAAAAUGUUUUAAAAAAGCGAUCGAAAUCAAUCCCUCAUUUGCCGACGCCCAUUGUAACUUAGCUAGUAUUUAUAAAGAUACGGGUAAUAUUACUGAAGCUAUUGAAGCAUACAAGAAGGCUCUUUCAUUAAGAGAGGAUUUCCCGGAUGCUUACUGUAAUUUAACACAUUGUCUGCAAAUUGUUUGUGAUUGGCGUGAUUACGACGAGCGUAUGAGUAAAAUAGUUUCUAUAGUCGAGAGUCAAUUAAAUAGUGAAAAACUAUCAUCAGUCCAUCCACAUCAUUCCAUUUUAUAUCCGUUAACGAAUAAGUGUAGAAGGGAAAUAGCUGCGAAGCAUGCAUUAUUGUAUUUAGAAAAAGUUAAAGGAUUAAACGUAGUACGCAAUGCAAAAAGUAUCGAGAGAAUCGGCCGAUUACGUAUUGGUUACGUCAGUAGCGAUUUCGGAAAUCAUCCGACAUCGCAUUUGAUGCAAUCAGUACCAGGACUUCACGACCAAUCAAAAGUUGAAAUUUUUUGUUAUGCAUUAAAUGCAAACGAUGGCUCAACAUUCCGUAGUAAAAUAGUUAGAGAAUCAGAACAUUUUGUUGAUUUGUCUCAAGUUGCGUCUAAUACUGAUGCUGGGAAUAGAAUAGUUAGUGAUGGUAUCCACAUAUUAGUAAAUAUGAAUGGUUACACAAAAGGGUCCAGAAAUGAAUUAUUUGCUUUAAAACCAGCGCCCAUCCAAGUUAUGUGGCUUGGUUAUCCUGGUACUAGUGGUGCUAAAUAUAUGGAUUAUAUAAUAUGUGAUAGAAUUUCUUGUCCGAUUCAAGCGGAGCGUGAUUUUAGUGAAAAAUUUGCUUACAUGCCGUUUACGUACUUUGUUGGAGAUCAUAUGCAAAUGUUUCCCCAUUUACAAAAGCGGUAUAAAUUAAGAAUUGAAAAUGAGACCCUGGGUGAAAUUGUAGCACUCGUAAAUUACCAUGAGGAUUUAGAAAAAUAUUUCAGUGUUGAAACAAAUAAACUGAAUUUACAUUAUGAUGAUUUAAACCCAAUAGAAGUAUUAGAACAAAUAAUAAACAUUCCGAAAUAUGUGAUUGAAUCAACAAAGGAUUCUACUGAAAGACAAGUGUAUGUUGGUGAUGUAUCAAUACAAAAUGGUCUUAGCAUAGUAUCUUGUGAUGAAAAAGUAGCAAAUGGGGAAGAAAUUUGCAAGAAUAUCGUGAUAACAUCAAGAUAUCAGUAUGGGUUACCAGAAGAUGCUAUCGUUUAUUGUAAUUUUAAUCAGUUGUAUAAAGCGGAUCCAAAUAUUUUGAAAUCGUGGGUAAAAAUUCUCAAGAAGGUGCCGAAUAGUAUUCUUUGGCUCGUAAGUUUUCCACUAGCAGGAGAACCUAAUAUACAUAAAUAUUCUCAGGCUUUAGGUUUAGAUCCUGGUCGAAUUAUUUUUUCAAAAAUAGCUAGUAAGGAGGAGCACGUACGUCGAGGUCAAUUGGCUGACGUGUGUUUGGACACACCUUUAUGUAAUGGUCAUACAACAACUAUGGAUGUCUUAUGGGCAGGCACUCCUGUUGUCACUCUCCCAGGAGAUACUCUGGCAUCCAGAGUAGCCGCAUCUCAACUGAUAUCAUUGAAAUGUCCCGAACUAAUAGCGCGUGAUAGGAGUCACUACGAAGACAUCGCUGUUAGAAUGGGAUUAGACGUUCAAUAUCGAAAGUAUAUUCGAGCCAAAGUAUACAACGCUCGAAUUGAUAGCCCUCUGUUCAAUUGUAAAUACUACACGGAAGGUUUAGAAACAUUGUACACUAAGAUGUGGGAGCUUUAUGAAAAUGGAUGCAGCCCGGAUCAUAUAUCAGCGGGUACGGAUUAACCUGGUUUAUUACCAGGUCUUUUUUAAGGAUCUGAAUGACACGUCCGUCCGGAAAGAAGUCAAAGAAAAUUCUGGAUCAAUUAGAAGUAUUACACCAAUUUUAAAUGUAUAAGUGUUUGUGUGAAAUAAAACAUUUGUGUGUUUGUGUUUAUUUAUUUUGCCACUUAUGGUUGAUAAUGUAUGGAUUAGUUAUAAUUUUUUAUACACAAAAGCACGUUCUGUGAACGCACUACAUAUAACAUUAAUAAUUAAUCGUCAAGUAGGGCAAACAAUACGAGUGACACAUGGAUCUCACAACUUUUUACAGUAGUACGACUGUGUUGCGAGCCUUGUUUUUUUGCAAGUAUCGUUGUCUUAUCUAAAGCUUUAGGUAAAAAUGUGUGUGUAGAUAUUAUGGACUCACACACAUUUUAACCUUAAGCAGACACGAUGGGACAUGAUAGGAUUAGGAAUAUGGAUUAAAAGAAUCGUAUGAAGAAACACGUGCUAGCUUUUCACAAUUUUUUUCUUACGCACCGAAUGGGGCAUUAAAAUUGUUGAUUUUAAUAUUUGAAUAUAAAUUACGUGUCUUAAUAAUAUUUCACUCAGGGUAAUGUCUGAUCAAUGUAUGUGUUUAAUCGGGUCAGGUAGUAAAUUUUAAGCUCUUAUUACUAUGCAAAGGCAAACUCAAAACCACACAUAAUAAUUGCAG
This is a messenger RNA of Zerene cesonia (dogface butterfly), 3540 nucleotides long. Its product is annotated as UDP-N-acetylglucosamine--peptide N-acetylglucosaminyltransferase 110 kDa subunit-like. NCBI's taxonomy places the organism in Eukaryota, Metazoa, Arthropoda, Insecta, Lepidoptera, Pieridae. The record is from RefSeq and is a predicted model, not a curated record. Gene Ontology annotation, biological process: protein O-linked glycosylation; RNA processing. Gene Ontology annotation, molecular function: protein binding; protein N-acetylglucosaminyltransferase activity. The coding region runs from base 372 to 2849 and encodes 825 amino acids. The transcript is spliced from 9 exons.